Osmia bicornis bicornis is the source of this 2131-nucleotide messenger RNA. RefSeq names its product calcyphosin-like protein. Gene Ontology annotation, molecular function: calcium ion binding. The transcript is spliced from 5 exons. NCBI's taxonomy places the organism in Eukaryota, Metazoa, Arthropoda, Insecta, Hymenoptera, Megachilidae. The coding region runs from base 105 to 749 and encodes 214 amino acids. The record is from RefSeq and is a predicted model, not a curated record.
GGUUCUCUUCAGAAGAACCACGAAUGUUCAUCUCAUUUUUAUCGCUUCAAGAUUCCUUCAAAAAAGUGCGCGAGAUUUCAGUCUCGUUUUCUGGAAAUUGAGGGAUGUUCCUGCACAGGCCACAAAGCGCGGCGACGAGACACGAGACUGAGCUGAUAAAGAAGGCCCAACGGGCCAUACACACGGUCACGGAUUCCAUAGAGAAACUUCGCCUCCUCUGCCUGGCCAGAGGUGCCAACGGCAUCAUUGGGCUGGGUAGAGCGUUCCGUCGCAUGGACGAGGAUGGUAACAAGAAAUUGAAUUUGGAAGAAUUCAUCCUGGGUAUGCACGAGACUGGCCUGGAGAUAUCGGACGAGGAGAUACAGGAGAUCUUCAACAGAUUCGACACGGACAACGACGGAAGCGUCAGCGUCGACGAGUUCAUCGUUGCUAUACGACCUCCUAUGUCUCAAAGCCGUAAGAACGUCGUGGAUCAAGCGUUCAAGAAAUUGGACAAGACUGGAGACGGAGUGAUCACGACCGAUGAUCUAAGAGGUGUUUACAAUGUUAAGUCCCACCCAAGGUACAUGAGCGGGGAGGAGAGCGAGGAGAGCAUUUUGAACAAAUUCCUGGCGAACUUUGAGCAGCACGACACGACAGAUGGCACUGUGACAGAGGAGGAGUUCAUGAAUUAUUACAGUGCAAUCAGCGCCAGCAUCGAUCAUGACGCAUAUUUUGACUUGAUGAUGCGAAAUGCGUACAAGCUGUAAACGCAGCGCACGGUUCUAAGAUAAGUUAUCGUUCGGCCAGUUCGUUCCACUGUAUUUCCCAUAUGGCUAUUGCUGUUAAUCUCUGAUCAUGUUUUCUGAACCGAUGCCAAGCUUUCACGGUUAAUGUCAACGUUUAAACAAUUCAUCGUGGUUUCUCGAAGGUCGGUUAUAACGCCAGACAGUUGUUCACGCAGUUACUAGUAGCGCCUGCUGAAAAAUUCAUUUGCAAGCUAUACGUACUGCGAUCCAGCAUAAACUUCUUAUUUAACCCUUAACAUACCGAGCCUAUAAAAUAAAAUAAAAAUAUGAUAUUAGGGAAUUAUGUAUAUUGAAUAUUUUUAAUUUUUUAACAAGUUUAACGAGGACCCCAUGGUAUUUUUAAAAUUUUUCAACAUUUUAGUGUGGAAGGUUACUCAAAUUAGGUUCUUUGGAUGUGGAAUAAUAUAUUUAACUUAAAUAAGCAUUGUUGGCCGCGGCAAACGCGUUUUUCUAGGCCUGAAGACAGUAGCUCCCUUUUAUUUCUAAGUCAAGAGAACCGCCUGGUCAUAAAUGGGCGGGCCCGCGUUCACCACAUUAUCAUGCCAUAAAUGCCAAUGCAUCCAACAAGAAAUAAAUCAAUCCAAAUAUGUAACGCAGUAUACCAACCGGGGCUCUGCCGGAACCCCAAGUGUGUUUUUAUAUUUUUGAGCGAACGUUUUAUAGCACUAAUUGUGUAAUAUUUAUCUUAAACGGAUCCUGGACACAUAUAAAAAUGAAGAAUAAAUUUGUUGGUAUAAUUACGGCAGAAUCACCAAAAAUCACUAUCCUCAAAUCAUAUAUUGGUAUGUUAAGGGUUAACAUACGAUUACUUUAAAACUGACUAGCUGUUGCACUGAAACAUCAGUAACGUUUUUUCAAGUCGAUCCUCAAUCCCUAUUAAAACUGCUUACUAUCUGUAAAUAAAUCAAGUUAUUAUUACGUUUAAAAAAAGUAAAAUGCAUCGCAGUGGGUAUCUGUAUGAAUGGAUUUGAGUUCUUUACCUGCAAGAAGAUAGAUAUUUGAGAAUCACUGCGCCAUCCUGUUUACUUAAGCAUAUACAUACGGACGUGUGAAAUGUGUGCAUAGCAUGCAAGGACAGAAGUUGGUUACAGGGUCCAAUACAGUAAACUAACAACAUGUAUUCAUACUGUAAGAUAAUAUGCGUGUGUAUAAUACACAUAUGGAAACGAAAUACAAAAAAUCGCACUAUAAUUUCCUCGACAGUAUCGAUUACGAAUAUGUCAUUCCUACAAUGUGAUUUUUUGCACUGUAAUCGUGUAAUUCUUUAAUUCGUAACACUUUGAAUAAUGUAUUUCUAUGUAACUUCUUAUGAUGUUAAACUAUUAAAACUAAUACAAACUGAA